GCACAGUGUACAAUACAUCAUGUUUUUGUUUUGGUUGCUGUUCAAAUCUCGUAAUAAAACAUUUGCUCGUAAUAAAACAGUCUCUAGUAUUUUAUGUUUUCAGAUGGACUUAAGUCCCAAAAAGCGUGGAAUUAGGCAUGGUGUGAAGGCAGCUAAACGGUUCAUCAAGGAUGCUGAGGCGGAAGCAGAAAAGAAAGAAAACCGGAAGUUGUUCCGGCCUGUACUCUGUAAAGAGCUUAUCAGGGCACGAGAACUGGGGUAUAAGUUGAGAGGGAAUAAUAUUGGACCCGAAAGGAUAACACUCCCGUAUCGACUGAAGCACUCAAUGAUUGGACAAGGAAGAUGUGGAAAGCCCAUGAGCAAAGAUAAAUUGAACCGAGAGAGUGCUGUUCUUGAACAUGAUGCUCUUCUUAAGGGUGAUGUCAAUACUAUCCUUAGCAUGAACAGUCAAGGCCACCAGAAUCCUCUAAAUAUUUUGAAUCAAAUGCUUGAGAUAGAUGAAGAUAAAGGUAAAGGAAAGAACGGAGAAGAAAGUGUGAGCAGAAUGAGGAGAAGAGAUAAAGAUAAAGGAGAGAACGGAGAAGGUGUGAGCAGAAUGAGGAGAAAGGAUCGAGCAACAUCCGUGAGCAAAGAAACUUGUAACUUCUAUGAGGAUGUAGAAGAAAGAGAACCUGAUGCUUCAGAAAAAAUGGCGGAGAGGACUGGAGACUUGAACAGUGGAAACAGGUCGGGAGACUUGAACGAAGAUUUGGAACCAAUUGAUUACUCAACUCACGGGAAAAGAACCCAAGAUUUUGAAGAAGAGAAUCAUACUAUUGAAUCUUUGAAUAAAAGAGAGGAGGAGGAUACAGAGAGAACUGCUAAACUUAAUAAAGGAGCAAAAAGAAAAUUGUUCAAUUCAGACAAAUUCCCAGAUGGUCCUGAGGGCAACAUGAUAAGUAUGAGACGAGUGAAGCAGGGUGGAAAAUCGGCCAGCAAACCUCUAAGCCUGUCAAAAAAGAAUGUAGAAACGGCCAUUAUCCCGGAGAAAUCAAGGAAGUUAAGUCCUGAAAAGACUAGACAAAAUGAUGAAUUACCUGGAAUAGUUGGAGAGAACAAAGAAAUAGUCGGAGAGGAAAACAGAGAUAAGAGGAAUAAGCAAAAUACCGAAGAAUUGAGCGGAAAAAAUGGCGACACCAACAUGGACGUCGGAGAGAAGAGCGGAAAUGACUUGAAGGAUGUAAAAGGAGAUGAUAGAAAGAAAGAAACAGAGCAGAGCAUAACUAAAAUAGUCGAGGGGACGGGAUCACAAGACUUGGGUGAAGAAUUUGUCCAAGAAAAAAUAGCCAAGAAAAAGCAGGCUGAGAAGACAAGUCCUCCGUUCAAACUUCUCUGGUCUUGUGAUAUUGAUGAAUAUAUACCUAGUCAGGAUCCUUACAGUGGACUUAAGGCCUGCUUAAGAAGCAGCAUAACUACUCAAAGAAAUGAAAAACCUAGAUUUGGAGUCGAAACUGCUACUAGCAAUCAGGAAAAGAUUCAGAACAGCAGGCAGCUGAGCAAUCCGUUGUUGGAGCUAGAUAGAAUUAUCAACAAGGGGAAACCCAGACGGGAAAACAAAGAACUCAGAGCAUUAGAAGUAAACAAUGAAAUUAUUCCUGAUAUGUUUCCUGAUUCGGAUCUCUACAGAUCAAAAUACAGGGAUCAAGAAGUUGAAUUCAGACCAAGAUACGAGAAUCAAGAUCUUGAUGUCAGACCAAGAUACAAGGAUCAAAAAGUUGAAAAUAGACCAAGAUACAAAGAUCAAGAACUUAAUGCCAAGCCAAGAUACAAGGAUCAAGAAGUUGAAGUCGGACCAAGAUUCAAAGAUCAAGAACUUGAAAUCAGACCAAGAUACAAAGAUCAAGAACUUGAUGUCAGACCAAGAUACAAAGAUCAAGAACUUGAUGUCAGACCAAGAUACAAAGAUCAAGAACUUGAUGUCAGACCAAGAUACAAAGAUCAAGAACUUAAUGUCGGACCAAGAUACAUUGAUCAAGAGCUUGAAAUCAGAACAAGAUACAAUGAUCAAGAACUUAAUGUUAGGUCAAAAUACAAUGAUCAAGGACUUAAUGUUAGGCCAACAUAUGAUAAAAAACUUGACAUGAAACCAAGAUUCAAGGAUAUUGAACUUGGUUUUAGGCCAAGGUACAACGAUGGAGAUGCUGAUAUCAUGCCGAGAUUUAAUCUUUACGAAAUUGGAUUAAGGCCAGGCAACAGGGACCAAAAGCUGAGUGUUGGACCCAGAUUUGAGGUUCAAAAGAACGAUUUCUUUACAAGAUACAAUCAUCAAACAUACUGUAACGACCAAGAGAACGCGGCCAGGUCAAGCUAUGAGAACCCUGCAAUUAACAUAACACUGAAAUACCCGGACCAAGACAAUGUUCUAAGCAAAGAAAGACCACGUUUCUUGAAUUCAGAGGAGGUUACUAGACGCAGAUACCAGCCUCAAGAACUUGAUAUAAUUUCACCAUAUUUCAAUCAAGACAACCAUCUGCAAUCAAGAUACAGAGAAAUAGAGAAACGUCCAAGAGCCCUUGAUCAAGAAAAAUCGAACUAUCUUGAUAUAGAAAAUGAUCUGAUGCCAAGAUACCCUGACGGUUUCAUGUCCAGGGACAGUGAUCAAGAAAAUGAUCUUACGUCUAGUUUUCUAGAUCUAGGAAGUGAUCUUAGGCCUAGAGGCCUUGAUCAAGAGAAUAUAUCUAAGAGAAUUCUACAUCACCUUAAUCAACAAAUCUGGACAAAUCAGAGUAAGGGUUCGGGUUUACCAGACAUAAAAGCUGCUCCUAUUGAUGAUGAUCCUAUUUUUAGUUUUUCUCCGAGUAGAAGAAAACGACUUUAUCUCUACUCUAAUCCAGCUCGCUUCAAUGUCAAAUCUCAACACUCGGAUUUCUUACAAUGUUUCCCGUCUGCUCCCCUAGAUGCUCCUGGUUCUACUGCUCCAAGCAUUUAUCGUGGAAUUGAUGCUUCCAGACCCAGAGCAGCUUAUGAUGAACUACCUGUUGAUACAUUAGCAGCUGCAGAGUAUUUAGCAAAUACUGAAUAUAUUAGAGAUAUCAAGCAUAAAUAUCCAGAUCAUCUUUUCUAAAGUGUUGAUUUGAUUUUUAUUCAAUAUUUUAUUCAAUAUUUUAUUUGAAAUAUUUGAAAAAUUCACGAAAUUGUUGAAAUUUGAGUCUUAGUCCAAUUCCUAAAUUUCUAGUCAUUGGUUUAAAUUGAUCAAAAAGUUUGUGAUUAAGUUUGGAUGUCAAAAAUCCCUUGAUAGUAAAAUUUUUGUUUUCACCAACUGAUCUCCAAACAAAUCUAUUGUGAUAUAUUAUAGAUCAGAUUAAAUAAAGUUAUUUAUUGUAAUUAUUAUUUCAGA
Eurytemora carolleeae is the source of this 3376-nucleotide messenger RNA. RefSeq lists its product as uncharacterized. The record is from RefSeq and is a predicted model, not a curated record. The coding region runs from base 20 to 3103 and encodes 1027 amino acids. Lineage: Eukaryota; Metazoa; Arthropoda; Copepoda; Calanoida; Temoridae. The transcript is spliced from 15 exons.